UGACCGGCGUAUUGAACUUGAUGAUGGACAUUGAGCAGAUAGCUUUUUCAAAAACGAUAACACUUAGGUUUUCCAGUCAGCGGUUUAUAAAAACUCGAGGCGGUAUUGGAUUGCAUCUGUUACCGAUCCUCGUGUGUGUUCUCACCUUUGCUGCAGUCACGACUUGUUAUUUCCUCUCUCUUACACAAGACCACAUAUCACCGUAUUUUCCGUACAUCAGUGAUGCUGGUUCAAAGAUCCCAGAAAGUUGUAUUUUUGGUCAAAUAUUAAAUAUUGUUUCAGUUUUGGCAGGUUUAUGCUUCUACUCAUGGCAUAGACAUUUGUUAGAUUGUAGUCAAAAAUUUAAUCAUCAAUGUUAUCGUCAAAUUAGAUUGGCUAGAGUUGCUUUGUGUUUUGGUCUUAUAUGUGCAGUUGGUAUGAGUAUAGUAGCCAAUUUUCAAGAAACAGCUAUUUGGUCUAUGCAUCUCCUCGGUGCAGGUCUACUUUUUGGUGGUGGUUCGGCGUAUGAACUUGCUGUCACAUAUAUUACAUAUAAAUAUCUUGGACAUAGUCAAAUUCGGAUUACUCGUUUAGUAUUGGCAUUCAUUUCUGUUUCUUCAUUUUUAUUACAACCAACAACUGGAUUAAUCGCACGUCUCAUGUAUGAUGGUGAUAAUAUUAGAAAAUGGAAACCAACUGAUCAAGGUUAUUCGUUUCAUGUAAUAAGUAGUAUGUCUGAAUGGAUUACAGCUUUAUCAUUUAUAUGUUUUAUUUUUACACUGGUAUGGGAAUUGAAAGAUUACAAAGUACAUGAUAUAAAGGUACGUCAAUUAUUGUCCCUAAUAACAUUAUUAAUGUUUUUUUUUACUGAAGCACUAAUGAAAAAGUUGUAUUUUAAAAUCUUUAGAAGUUGAAUCUAUACAUAAUAAUAUAGAGCUGUUUUAUAUGGGGCAAACAACGUGAAUAAUCCUUGUCAAUGAUAUUUCUGUUUUAUUUUGUCUUAAACUGCUCUCAAACAUAGAAAUAUUUUUAUGGGAUCGAAAUAUGUGACCAACUCAGCUAUGUUAGACGAAUACACUGACGAAAUACAAUGUCCCGUACAUGAUACAUCUAGUUUUUUAUGACUUUAUUGCGAGUGUAGUCUGUACCAACCACAUAUUUUGCAUAUGCAAACGAUUACAAUUAGUAGGAAUUUAUUUCAUAGGGUCAAUUAGAUUUAUGGAACCCCAUCAAAUUUCACUGAAUAAGAUGGAAUAAAUUCCACUAAAAUGACACGUGAGUCUAGGCCUGAGGUUCGUAGUUUAGGGGAAGGAAAAUUGUUUGAAAAUAUUACAUUCUCUGACCAUAAUCUUCUCUGUCCUUCGGAAAAACAUCAUCAGAGCAUACUUUGAAGAAAAAAAGGUACUAAAGUUUUUUGCAAAUAUUUAACCGCUUGUUUUGUUACGCUAAUUUUUCAUUGACUAUCUACAAUUGUGUUGUAUGCAAACUGUGACAUGUCUCAACAGCAAUCAAUCAGACAGGAUGUAAGCAGAAUAAGUUGUAAAAGUUCGCUUCUUUUCAAAAUAUCGUAUCAAUGAUGCUUUUUAAAAAAUAAUAUGAAAAUUUCAAGAUCAAACCACAUAUCUUGCGCAAUCCGACAUCAAAAAGUCUAGAGGAAAAUGAAUAAAUUUUCUGAAGAUUACAGAAUUUGUUGCCAGUUUAUAGACACACUCAGUUUGAUAUGGGCAGUAAUGUCAAACGUAAAGGAGCUAUAUAUGAUCUUCGAUUAUUUGAAUUGUUAUGGCUAAAAAUUGUUUAGGUAGUACAUUUCCCACAAGAAUUACAUCAGCACGAGGUGUCAGUUUUCUACCGUUAUUUUUUUGUAAGUUAACAUCCUGUUGAUGCGUGAAGUGUAUCCAAGGUCAUUUUCAGUGCCGCAACGGAAUGAUUAUAAUAAUCUUAUAAGCAGAGAUAAUAAAAUAAGCCAAGUAAGAAGCAACAACAAUAAUUGCCAUAAGAGAUCUAUUGAUAUGCAUGCGCCAUGUUGUUUAGUGAUCCACUGUUCAAGUUAGAUAUUUAAAUUAUUUUAGUAUACCAGAGACGCUGUAGGUGUAAUAUAUUUUCAGUUAGGGAGGUUUUAAUGAGUGGAAUCCUGUCCAUAGCGAUCAUACUCUUAAUGUUCCUAUAAGUGCACUGGUAGGAUGGGAUAUACUUAAAGGUAUAAGCAAAUUUAAGCCAUAGAUACAGCAAACAAUUGGACAGAUUGCGGCAAAUUAUUCGACUCUCAAAAAUUUAUUAAUAAAGAGUUACGCAGUCUUUUACUGUUUCAGCAUAUUGAAUUGCACUAGUGGAUGUGUAAAAUUGUAUUCAGUAUUUCAAAGAAAAAAAUUAGUUCAACUCUCCGCUUCCAUGAAGUGUCAAGUCUCAAGCUUAUUGCAGGUGGAUUUAUAGUUUAAAGUACAAUCAUUUAAGAUAAUUUCCUAAUUGAGUCUAAACAAAGUAUAUUGGACAUCCAUUUUAACACGAGCGGACUUUUUUCAUCUUGGAACUCAGUUAACUUUUUCAUAAGUUUUAACCAGUAUCUUGUUGUUUGAAAUAACUACAAGUGACAGCAAAAAAACGACUUAAUGUAUUAUAAAAAUAUGUGAGUGUUUUUUCAAAAAAAGAAAAGCGUCGAAAUAAAACUUUGUUUAGAUUAUUUGAAUUCGAUUAUCACACUGUUAUUCUGUUAUAAAGUUGGAUAAAUUAUAAUUAACAAGAUUGUAUCAGUUAACUAUUAUAAUAACACUUGUGUGGUAUGUAUAUAUGUAAUAAAUUUACAUGUCAGUCGUGCUGAAAUUUGUUUACUUAUUCAUCUUUUAUAGAUUGUUAAUCGAUGGAGUAUAAUUAGUGUUGAUAAUUAUGGUAAUAAUAAUAAUAAUGAAAAUAUACUUUCCUAGAAUCAAUUGUUUGUUUGCUUUUCUAGAUUUAAGCUACUAUUAAACAGGGGAUGAAUUUCGAAUCACAUCUCUUAUCUGUCCACUGUUUUUUUCAUAUUUAAGAUUUAUUUAUUCAAUUAAAUGAAAACAAUUUAUAACCAACCUUUUUACGAAAUUAUAUUUACAUAGUUAACUAAUCCAUCUUUUUCGAAUUAAAAGAAAUCAUGUAUACUUGUCAUUUUGUUUUAACUGUGAAAUAAUUAAUUUAUUCCAGAUUUGGUUGUUUAUUCAUGAAAUCAUCAUAGAAACUGUAAUUAUCUCACUACAAUUCCAUGAUAGAAGUAAAAGAAAAAUUAAUUUUAUCAAGUUUGUUCUUGUUUUGUAGUGAUACCAUGAUGAUGUACAAAAGUUAGAAUAAAGAUUGAUCCAGGAAUAAAUGAUACGCUUAGUAGACUAGUCUAUGACACUGUGUACUUGUGAAUACAUUUAAAAGUGAGGUGAAGCUAUUAUUUGUGAAUUUGACGAUAUUUUUUUUAAAAAUAGUUCAUGUAUUUCGGUCUAUUGCUAUUUAAUUGUACUGAAUAAAGAUCAACAAAGUUAACGUCUAAUAAUUACCAAAUAAAUACUCAUGAAGGGUAGUGUAUUUCAAUGUUAUACUCGAUAUCAUUGUUAUACAUGUUAAUCGUGAUGUAGUAAUUAUGUACAUGUUCGAAUACACGACUUUACUCCAAACGUGAUAUGACAUAGAUACGCAAAUGCGAAAAAAGGUGGAUCAACGCUGUACUGUACGUUUAUUGAUGCAUGGAAGCUGAAUUCACCAAACUUGAAAAUAAACUCAAAUCAUGAGUGUGAUUUAAUAAGUAAAUGUCGUAACAAAUCUUUUAGUCAUUCGGUUUCAGGUCCACGGAAAGGUCGAAGUUUUCGGUUCGGAUGGCUGUGUAGUUUCACUGACCUAUACAAACUGUGAACUUCAAGACUGACUACUAAAACAUGUAAUUGACCUAUAAGUUAAAUCAUCGCUAAAAUGAAAGAGGAAUUUUCAAAGUGCCUGUUGUGUUAUUUUAUUUCUUGUCCAACAAAAUACAGAAGGCUAAAUAUUUUUCUGAAUUAAAUGUGUUCUUUCGAUG
Messenger RNA from Schistosoma spindalis, 4003 nucleotides. The record is from the annotation of a GenBank genome assembly. NCBI's taxonomy places the organism in Eukaryota, Metazoa, Platyhelminthes, Trematoda, Strigeidida, Schistosomatidae.